Eriocheir sinensis (Chinese mitten crab) is the source of this 4455-nucleotide messenger RNA. RefSeq names its product GPI ethanolamine phosphate transferase 3-like (gene PIG-O). The record is from RefSeq and is a predicted model, not a curated record. Gene Ontology annotation, biological process: GPI anchor biosynthetic process. NCBI's taxonomy places the organism in Eukaryota, Metazoa, Arthropoda, Malacostraca, Decapoda, Varunidae. Gene Ontology annotation, molecular function: mannose-ethanolamine phosphotransferase activity. The coding region runs from base 161 to 3262 and encodes 1033 amino acids. Gene Ontology annotation, cellular component: endoplasmic reticulum membrane. The transcript has 8 exons.
CAAUGAAGAUACACUGUGUUUGGUGCCACGGACUCUACUUGGAGGACAGAAACCUUGCGAUGAGGUGACAACCUACUAGUGAGAGGGCAUGAGUGUGGUGAAGGCGGUUUAUGUGAGCACAGAUGGCCGCCGGUGCCACGCCAGAUGGUGAGAUGUGAGCAUGGGGAAAGCACGAUAUAAAAGCUGUGAGGUGCUGGUUGUUCUCUUCUGCGUGAGUGAACUUUUGACGGUUGGACUCUUGAUCUUCAGUCAUGGCUUCCUCCUCACUAGACAAGUUGUUCCCUCAAAUUCAAGCUGUGAGGAUUUCAAGGAUACAAACCCAGACCACAGCACAGCAGCAGGGACAAGGGAAGGCUGCUGGAUGGUGCCCCCCUUCCAGAAGACCAUAAUAUUGCUCAUAGAUGCACUAAGGUAUGACUUUGCUCUGUACAACACCAGCCUGAAGGAAGUAAAUGCCCUGCCCUACCAGAACAAAAUGCCAGUGUUUGGGGAGAUGGUGAAGCAGCAUCCUCGCCAGGCCAGGCUCAGCCCCUUCAUGGCGGAUGCCCCAACUACCACCAUGCAGCGGCUCAAGGGCCUCACCACUGGCAGUCUUCCAACCUUUAUCGAUGCCAGCAAUAACUUUGCAAGUGAGGAGAUAGACGAGGACAACAUCAUUGACCAGCUGGUGAGGCACGGCCGGCGCAUCACUGUUCUCGGGGAUGACACGUGGGGAGGACUUUUCCCUGGAAGGUUCAGUCGCUCACACCUGUACUCAUCCUUCAAUGUGAUGGACCUGCACACUGUGGACCGCGGGGUGGAGACUCACCUUGGGGAGGAGUUGGCUCGGCCGGACUGGGAGGUGAUGCUGGGCCACUUCCUGGGGGUGGACCACUGUGGCCAUCGCUAUGGCCCCAACCAUCCCCAGAUGGCUGCCAAGCUCACACAAAUGAAUGAAGUUGUCAAGCAAGUUAUCGCCAGCAUGGAUAACAGCACUUUGCUGUUGGUGCUGGGCGACCACGGCAUGACCCAGACUGGAGACCACGGGGGUGACUCCAAGGAAGAGCUGGAGGCUGCCCUCUUUGUGUACAGCCCUGCCCUUCGGCUGCCUCCUGCACAUGCCUUCACCCCACCUGUUGCCCAAGUGGAUCUUGUGCCCACACUGGCUCUGGCUCUGGGGGUGCCAAUACCUUUCUCCAGCCUGGGGAAGGUCAUGGAGGAUGUUUUGGUGACAGCUGAAAUGACACCCAAAGAGGCAGACAAGCAGAAGCACCUUGGACUGAGUGUUAAUAUGCGGCAGGUUAAGAGGUACCUCAGUGCCUACAGGGAACUGGGAAAUUCUUACCCCCAGGACCUGUGGCACGGGCUAGAACGCUUGGAACAGGAGACUUCAGAGGAGCUGCCCACAGGGGUCCAGAAGGCAGCAUUUGCUGACUAUCUGAUUUUGGCCAAGCUAAUGUGUGAAGAAAUUUGGGUCCGGUUUGAUGUCUUGGAAAUGGUGGGAGGCCUGUGCCUGAUGUUUAGUGUGUUGGUCCUGGCUGGGUCAUUUGUUUAUUGCAAUAUUCUUACUGAUAUCAAAGUUCAUAUCAUCAAAAGAAUUCUGAUCCUCACAGUUAUUGUAAAUUUAUUGUUUGCUCUGUCACAUUUCCUCAACUUUGUCAUUUUGUCCUAUGCAGCAAGUGCUUUGGUGUUACUUUGGAUAUAUGCCCAUAAGGAGAAUUUUUCGAUAUCAAAAUUCGGUGUCAUUGAUUACAUCUCCCUGUCACUUAUUAGUAUAGUCCUCUUAGGGAGUUUCUCAAACAGUUUUGUAGUUAUGGAGAAUUAUAUUGUUUCUUUCAUUUUAUUGUCAUGUUUAACAGUGUACCUUAUCUUGUUCAUUUUCAAAGCACAAGGUAAAAAAGGUACCUCACUCACUGGGAAAGUGUCCAGGCUCUUAAGCAAUCUGCCCAACAUGGUUUGCCUGACUGGGUGGGCGGUGGCACUGGUGUGUGUGCGGUGCAGUGGGUGGUUUUGGCGGUGCCGUGAAGAGCAGUACUGGUGCAGCCCCAGCCAGGUCCAGGUGCCACUCUCAGGCUUGCCUCAGAGUUUACACAACUGGCGCUACUUCACCAGCCUCCUGGCCCUGGCACUGGUGGUGUUGCUGCCGCGACGCUGGCUGCUGCUCUGUGGCAACAUGAAUGGCAGCAGGCUGGGAGUUCUGCUGGCCAGGACUGUGCCAGUGGUCUGUGGGGUGCUGGUGGCAGUGUGGUGGGCCAUCCAGGCAUUCAUGGCUGCUCACAACCUUGACAUCUGGGGACACGUCAUUCCUCCUAGGGUGACGUUUGGUGCUGGCCUAGUGUAUGUGCUGGUAUUGAGCUGUGUGCCAUUACUCACCUAUGAGUUGCCUUCCUCGUCCAGCAGGAGGAACCGUCAGCUGGUUUCUGAUAACCCAAGUGUCUUAAUACCACAGCUCUGCAAAAACUUGAUGGAGAAAUACAACUCAAAGAAGAGCUUUGAGUCGAGCAUUCCCGUGGUGUAUGGACUGGCAACAAGCAUGUCAGCCCCCCUCGUGGCAGUGCUGAUGGUGGUGACGGUGGUGGUGGUGAUGGUGGCUGGGGAUGGGCUGAGUGGGGCUGUUCUGCUGUUGUUGCUGACAGCCAGUGCUUCACUUCUCCUUAUGGCUCUUUGGAUACUAAAGACAUCCCAGAACCUCAGGGAAAUAGUGAAGCCUGGAUGGCCGGCAGCAUGUGUCUGGUUCAUCCUCAGCAUCCACGGCUUCUACACAACGGGUCAUCAGCCCACCUUCCCCUCGCUGCACUGGGCUGCUGCCUUUGUGGGGCUGGAGGGUGACGAGCACAUUGGCAACUGGGCCCCAGCACUUCUGGUGGGCCUCAACACCUUCUCAACCUAUGUGCUGUUUGGGUUGUCCCUUCCACUGGUGGUGAUUGUGCCCCUCGCUAUCAGUGUCAUCUUUCCAAACCUCAGAGGCACCUGUCUUGAGGGUGUUGAGGCAGCCCGAGGAGAGUUCCUGUUGGUGGAGGACCCUGACAUGGCACGGGAGUCACUUCUUUCUGCUGCCUUGUCCUAUACCUUCCUUCAUGCUGCCAAGGUGGCCUGCACAUCCCUGGCAGCACUCGUCCUGCGCAGACACCUCAUGCUGUGGAAGAUAUUUGCACCUCACUUCAUCUUUGAGGCCCUGGGUUUCCUUGUGACCCUCCUGAGUGUCCUAGCUGGCCUGGGGUUCACUCUGAGGGUCCUGGGUGCUCUUUCCUCCUGGAGUGAGCGACUUCUGAAGGCCACCUAGCAAAGGACGACACAGAGCCAGCCACCUUACGUGUUUUUACUUCUUUUUUUUCAUAUGGCUUCCCCAUUCAUCACAUUGUCCCCUUAUUUUCAUGGUACAUACUUGAUAUUUUUUAUACAGUAUUUCUCAUUUUGUCCCCUUUUAUAUGUUCAAAUUUGUUUGCUCCUUGCCUUCUCCUUCAUCACGGCAUCCCUUUGUUUUCAUCCCCAAAUUUAUACUCUCCUGUUACAAUCAUGCAGCCCCAUUAUUUUCCAUCCCUUGGCAACAUAUAAAGUCAAAUACGCAAAUGCACACACACACACUGCUGCCUCAGAGACCUCAUGUGCCCCACCCACAAAUCUAGGGGUGUCUCUUGAAUCAUGAAUCAAAUCAGUCUCCUUCCUGAACCGCCAUUGCCAUACACACAGCCGCCACCCCACCCCAUGGCAGCACCUUGCUCUCUGUAGGGCCAUUGGGUGAUUGUUGGGUUACUUAGUGAAGCAUGAGUACAUGUUGAUAAAGCUGGUAAGUUUUGCUAUAAUAGGUAAUGUCUAUUGAAGCUUUGCAGUAACUCACUCUUAUACACUCGAGUGCUUGGCCAUGCAUGUUUCCUGUGGGUGAAAGUUGACCGAAAAAGAAGUAAGUUUAUCUAACUUCUAAGUGUUUACCUUCCUAUCAAGUUACUGGAACCAUAUUUCACCUCAUGAAUUAAUGAAUUAUAUUACUGACUGGCUGUUGGAUGUGAUAAUAGUCUUGAACUGUGUAUUGCAUUUGUUUAUUGUUGACAUAUUAGAACUGUGUUGAAAGGGCUUGUGUAGAUGCCUGAGGGAAGAGGGCCACUGUUGAAUAAUCAUAACUAGCAGUAUUUCCUUAGAUGAGAAAUGUAUGAAUCUCCUCUGCUUCGGGGGAACUCAGGCUGUGUUCAGCGGGGAUAUUUUUUGUACUUACGACUGAGUGUUCAUGUAAUUUUAUACUUUGUAAUGUUGCUGUGUUGUGAACUUGGUCUGCAUUUCUUUUUUACUGUUGAAUACACAUUUGCUGGUUGUUAGUUGGAUGUAAAUGUAAGCAACAGGGAAGCUAAAAGUCAGUGUGAGGCCUCCUUGGGUAGUAUAAUAGUAGCCUCAAUGGGAAUAUUGUUAUUAGAAAAGACAGCAAAAAGAGGAGGCUAAUAGUUGCAUUGGUGUAAAUAGUUGUUAAUACAUUUGGUGAGGUUU